Molecule: messenger RNA, 1069 nt
Organism: Podarcis muralis (Common wall lizard)
Lineage: Eukaryota; Metazoa; Chordata; Lepidosauria; Squamata; Lacertidae
Source: RefSeq, a predicted model, not a curated record
GCUUGUGCAUUUCUAGCUGAAGCACUGAAAGCUUGGGCGGACAAGAGAUAGGGACGUUUCCAGCCAAGAAGUAUGGGGAAGUUUCCGAGACUGCUUCUCCUGACUGUCCUGGUUCUCCCAGCAUGUGCUUCAACUUGCACGACUCGCUGGUUCGACCGGGACGACCCUUCGGGAGUGGGUGACUUUGAAACUCUCGCUGACCUGAGGAGGGAAUAUCCCAUGGACAUUUGCCCUAAACCCACUGGAAUUGAAGCUCAGACUGUGGAUGGAACCCCAGCAUCCAGCACUGGGCAAAUCUUUCAUCCGUUUAACACUAAAGAAGGAUUUGCUUGUGUAAAUAAGGAGCAGAAGUAUUUCUGCUUGGAUUACAAAGUCCGCUUCACCUGUCCCUCAAACUUCUGCUCAGCUUCAACUUGCACGACUCGCUGGUUCGACCGGGACGACCCUUCAGGAGUGGGUGACUUUGAAACUCUCGCUGACCUGAGGAGGGAAUAUCCCAUGGACAUUUGCCCUGAACCCAUUGGAAUUGAAGCUCAGACCAUGGAGGGAAUCCCAGCGUCCAGCACUGGGCAAAUCUUUCAUCCGUUUAACACUAAAGAAGGAUUUGCUUGUGUAAAUAAGGAGCAGAAGUAUUCCUGCUUGGAUUACAAAGUCCGCUUCACCUGUCCCUCAAACUUCUGCUCAGGAUGCAUGACCCAGUGGUUUGAUCGGGACGAUCCAUCGGGAAGGGGAGACUAUGAACUCCUUUCCAAUUUGUGGAGCGAAUACCCUGGCAAGAUUUGUGCUGAGCCCCUUGCCAUCAACGUACAGACUCUGGAUGGGAUUCCUGCCCUGAAGACAGGGCAAAAGUUCUCAGUGUAUGACCCUACUCAAGGCUUUGCCUGCAUCAAUGAUGAGCAAAAACCUGGUCGGUCCUGCCAUGAUUACAGGGUCCAGUUCACAUGCCCAGGAUCCUUCUGUUCUGGCUAAUCUGAAGGCCAGACCUUCUGCUUCAUUCUUGCCAUGAGAGGCAUUGCCUUCUUUUCUUAAUUGUUAAUUCAAUAAAAUCAGUGUGUCGCCAGCAAACAUU